Molecule: messenger RNA, 1059 nt
Organism: Colossoma macropomum (tambaqui)
Lineage: Eukaryota; Metazoa; Chordata; Actinopteri; Characiformes; Serrasalmidae
Product: trace amine-associated receptor 1-like
Exons: 1
Coding region: 1-1035 (344 amino acids)
Biological process (GO): G protein-coupled receptor signaling pathway
Cellular component (GO): membrane
Molecular function (GO): trace-amine receptor activity
Source: RefSeq, a predicted model, not a curated record
AUGGACUUCCAAAAGACUCUCAGUCAAACUGUGAUGCUGGAAAGCCCUCCACUCUGCUACGAGUCACUCAAUGGUUCAUGCCUGAAGUUUGUUUAUCCAAAGGAAACUCAAAUUGCUCUUUAUAUUUUGUUCAUUGUCAUGUCAUUUCUAACAGUUUUGGGGAAUUUGUUGGUGAUCAUAACCAUCAUUCACUUCAAGCAGCUGCACACACCAACUAACUACCUGAUUCUCUCUCUGGCUGUUGCUGACCUGCUUGUGGGAGGGGUGGUGAUGCCUCCCAGCAUGAUGCGCUCUGUGCAGAGCUGCUGGUAUUUGGGGACUUUAUUCUGUAAAAUACACAGCAGCCUUGAUGUCACAUUGUGCUCUGUCUCUAUUUUAAAUCUGUGUGUAAUUUCUGUAGAUCGAUAUUAUGCAGUCUGUCACCCCCUUCUGUACCACAGUAAAAUGACUCCUAAUACUACUGCAUUUAUGAUUGUUGUAUGUUGGACUGUAUCUGCUUUUGUAGGAUUCGGGAUUAUAUUUCUAGAGCUCGGUAUUCUGGGAGAAGAAGAAUAUUACUACAGUAAUGUCAUCUGUGAAGGAGGCUGUACUGUGUUUUUCAGUAAAACAGCGAGUGCUGUGUUCACAAUGCUCUGUUUCUACAUCCCUGCUGUGAUCAUGAUCGGUUUAUACCUGAAAAUAUUCCAUAUUGCUCUAAGACAAGCAAGAUUAAUUCAACAUGGCCAAAUGAAGUCUUCUCAGAGAGGUACAGCAGUGGGCAAGACUGAGAUAAAGGCAACCAAAACAUUAGCCAUCGUCAUAGGUGUGUUUCUUUUAUUUUGGGCCCCAUGUUUUAUCUGUAAUCUUGUUGAUCCAUUCAUAAGAAACAUAAUUCCACCAGUUCUGUUUGAUAUAUUUGCUUGGCUGGGCUAUUCAAAUUCUACCUGCAAUCCCGUUGUGUACGCACUGUUUUACAGCUGGUUUAGAAAAUCUUUCAGAGCCAUUCUGUUGGGAAAAAUAUUUCAGCCUAAUUCAUCCCGAACAAAGCUGUUCUGAGCAUAUUUCUGUGCAAUAAUUAAA